AUGAAGUGGCUAAUUCUGGCUCUAGUAUGCCUUCACCUCAGUGAGGCUAUUAUCAAAAUCCCCUUAAAAAGAUUCAAGUCCAUAAGGCAAGUGAUGGGGGAAAAAGGUGUCGAUGGACCACUCCUACACAAGUAUUAUGAUCCAGCCAGCAAAUAUAUCAAUAAUUUUGCCAUUGGUGAGGAGCCCCUUGCUAACUACAUGGAUAUGAGCUAUUAUGGAGAGAUCAGUAUUGGAACUCCACCCCAGAACUUCAUGGUUCUCUUUGACACUGGGUCAUCCAAUCUCUGGGUGUCAUCCGUCUAUUGCCAGAGUCCGAGUUGCGAAAACCAUCCAUUAUUUAAUCCCAAUGAGUCUUCUAGUUAUUCCAGCAAUGGACAAACUUUUUCUCUACAGUAUGGAAGUGGUAGUCUCACUGGGGUCUUUGGCUAUGAUACUGUAACAAUCCAAGGCAUCUCUAUUACCAAUCAAGAAUUUGGCCUAAGUGAAACUGAGCCUGGCACUGCUUUUCUCUAUGCGAAAUUUGAUGGCAUCCUGGGUUUGGCUUAUCCCUCCAUUUCUUCUGGUGGUGCCACCACUGUAAUGCAGGGAAUGAUCCAGGAGAAUCUGAUUGAUGCUCCUGUUUUUAGCUUUUACCUGAGUCAGCAGCCAAGCGUUCAGAAUGGUGGUUCACUUAUAUUCGGAGGAGUCGAUUCCAGUCUCUACUCUGGUCAGAUUAACUGGAGUCCAGUCACCCAAGAAGAGUAUUGGCAAAUUGCGAUUGAUGGAUUCCUGGUCAACAACCAGGAAACCAAUUGGUGUAGUCAGGGGUGCCAAGCGAUUGUGGAUACCGGAACAUCCCUACUCGCUAUUCCUGGGCAGUUCUUUGGAAACCUGAUGCAGAACAUUGGAGCUCAGCAAAGCAACAAUGGCCAGUUUGCGGUUAACUGCAGUAACAUUGAAUACAUGCCGACCAUCACAUUUGCCAUCAAUGGAGUUUAUUACCCCCUGAGUCCAUCUGCCUAUACCCUUCCAUAUGAUGGUGACUAUUGCGAGAUCGCCAUCAUGUCUACUUACCUGUCAUCCCAGAAUGGGCAAUCUCUAUGGAUCCUUGGUGAUGUCUUCCUCAGGGCCUACUACUCCGUGUACGACUUGGGCAACAACCGGAUUGGCUUUGCAGCAGCAGCAUAAACAUAUCCAACACUCUUGUGCAGGGUUUUUCAUCUGCAAAAAUCUUCCACUAAAAAUGAUAAUAAAUCAAAGUUGAUUUCUUCCCCAAAGUAACUGGAAGCAAAUAAAGAAUGAUUAUGCAAAUGACAGUCUUAUGUGUGAAGUUUUACUUGGCCAACUGUGAGAGCAUGGUACAGGAGAGAUGGUUGGAAGAAACAUGGCAUCUCAAUGUUUCCUUUGAACAACAGAAUUCCUCUAUUUAU
Molecule: messenger RNA, 1409 nt
Organism: Pantherophis guttatus
Lineage: Eukaryota; Metazoa; Chordata; Lepidosauria; Squamata; Colubridae
Product: gastricsin-like
Biological process (GO): proteolysis
Molecular function (GO): aspartic-type endopeptidase activity
Source: RefSeq, a predicted model, not a curated record